Molecule: messenger RNA, 1221 nt
Organism: Naegleria lovaniensis
Lineage: Eukaryota; Heterolobosea; Eutetramitea; Acrasida; Naegleriidae
Exons: 1
Coding region: 1-1221 (406 amino acids)
Molecular function (GO): protein binding
Source: RefSeq, a predicted model, not a curated record
AUGUGUGGAUACUUGUCUCACCCUCGAACUGUGCAACAAUAUGAACCGUUAAUAGUCAUGGAUUGUUCGAGGUUGGCUCAAACUCCCGACAUGUGUUUUGAAUUUUUGAAAUAUUUACAGCCAAGAGAUCUCUUUUCGUGCAUGAAGUCCUGUCGCUUAUUCAACGAAUUGAUCCAUAGUCUUAAACUCCUUCAACCAUUUGCUUCCGGAGGUCUUGAUAUUUGUGAAAGAAAUUUCGAGAAGUAUGAAUAUUCUUGUUUGUCUUUGCUCAAUAACUUUCACCAGUCUUUUUCUCAGGAUCAGUUGUUUAAGAUCUUGCAACAAGCUCUCCGACAUUCACGCGUAGAUGUCAUGUACACCGUGUUUGGUUUUUUAGAUGUCACAAGUUUUGAUAUUUGUACUUUUCUAACUUCGAGAGAAUUUCAUUGCUCGCUCCAUCAUGAAACCACACUUGAUACAGUGCCACUAUUCAUGCAACAUCCCAAAGUGCAAGACGUACUCUCUGAAAUUGUUGAAUAUUUAGUCUCUGAAGGAAAAUUUACUCUUCUGGAUACCAUUCUUCCAGAUCUGGACCUAUCACAAUAUUUUCAUGACAUUGUCGAUGCAUCGCCCACGAUUUUAGCAGAUCACCCUUCUCUGUUAUUUCAAUUUUGGAAGAAGAGAAGAGAAAGACGAGUGAUUGUGAACAACUUUGCCUCAAUUUUUAGUUAUUUUCAAUGUUCCAAUUAUGAUGUGGCACUUGACUUGUUGGAACGAAUGAACAAGAAGGAACGACAAGCACAAAGAGAUUGGGUGUCAAAUCAAUGCAAUGAGUUUCACCUGGCCCUAUUUCGUCGACACAAUCUCUUUCAUGAAUAUGGAUUGGACAUUCUUAAUACACAUCUUGAAUGUCAUCAUCACAACAUAGUCCUCAAAUGCCUCAAAGCAAAUCCUGAAUUUAUAUCCAAUGAGAUGGACUUGCAACGAUUCAGUCUUGAUCUCAUCGAAUAUGGACAAUAUUACUUGUUAGCUGACUUGAUCAAAGUUCUGAAGACGAAAGCCAUUACAGCCAUUGCAACCUCACCACGAAAUUAUUUAAGGUUUCUCUUUAAGCAUUGCCUUCCACUGGGAUCCAAAACCAAUUAUUUAGGAAGACGUGAUUCCAAGCUUCAUGAUCGACGUUGUCCCAAAAGAACAACAGUGACAUGCUCCAACGUUAUCACUAUUACAGCUCUGGAGUGA